GGAUAAGCACCGCGUCAUAUGAUUACAUGGUUGCGUUACGUAUGGCUUUUUCCCCGUACCUGCUCAAAUAUUCGUAAAUAAUGCUGGACUCUUCAUCUAGUGAAGACGAAGAAGGUGUAAGCGGAUUUACCAAUUAUAGCAGCAAACCAAUUUCAUCCCAUGUUGCCAGUAGUAGACUUCCAAUUCAGUCACAGAAAGCUCCUUUAUCCAGUCGAUUACAAACAGAGAAUAUCGGUACAGGACAACGGGGUUUGCAGCCUAGACCUGUAAAUACUAGUACUUCUAAGGAAGUCAAUGUUCCAUAUGGACGUCAAAAUUCUGUAUCUCCACACCAUGCUGAUAGUGUGGAUCAUAGUCAGUCCCCACAUUCGAAACAGCGCUAUGCAUCAGGAUCAAGGGAUCAUGUCAGUUCUAUUCAACGUGGCAGGCCACCUCGUCAGUGGCAAAAUGAAACAUUUUCACGAAGUGGCUAUGGACAUGAAUCUCAACAACAAGCAUAUAAUAGUAUGCAGGAUGAUGAUGGUGAAUUGUCUGUAUCAGCGAUGAGUUUGAACGCUCAACCGCUACAACAACAAUAUUCACAGCAAACUUAUUCUUCUUCUAAACAAAAUACAAUGGAACGAUAUGCUAGUGGAGCACAUGGAAGUAGUUCAUAUAGUGUGAAUAGUUCAAAUAGUGGUCCUAUUACAGAAUCUGUUGAAUCACAUCAAGAUAAAGGACAAAGUCGUAAUCCAUCAAUAGCAUCACAAAGUCAAGAUCUAGGCGUAGUACAAGCUAACACUGUAAAUAAUCAACCUGUUAUACUAAGAGAUCCUGCUGCAUUGGAACAAGAAAAACUUGAACGUGAAGAACAAGAAAGACGAAAAGCAUUACAAUUAUAUGUUUUUGUAAUGCGUUGCAUAGCCUAUCCAUUUUAUUCAAAACCACCAACUGAUUUAAUACGUCGUUAUUUAAAAAUAACUAAACAACAAUUGAAUACAUUUAAAGAACGCUUUCAAGCUUUUCUUAGUGGUGAAUUAGAUGUUGUAGGCGAUGAAGCUUUUACAAAUGCUGUACAAAGUUAUUAUGAGGUAUUUUUACGCAGUGAUCGUGUAGCAAGUAUGGUACGUGGUGGUGGUUGUUCAAUGCAUGAUUUUCGUGAGGUGUUUCGAUUGAACAGUGAACAUCGUGUACAGUGUUUACCACAAAUUGAAGGUUUAAAUAAAGCUAAUGUUGUUAGUGCAUGGAUGGUAAAAUUUGAUCAAAUAUGUCGUGGUGGUGCUGGCCCAUCAUCUGUUCUACAGAAAUUACAAGUUCCUCAACCAGAAUUAGUAAUGACUAAAGAACAAUUAUAUGAAUUAUUUCAAGCUACAUUAGGCGUGAAAAAGUAUGAACAUCAGAUAUUAUAUAAUGCAUUACAACUGGAUAGUGCUGAUGAACAAGCUGCUCAAGUACGUCGUGAACUGGAUGGUCAAUUACAGGCAGUUGAGGAAUUAUCAAGAAAUCGUCAAUUCCCCCGGUUAGUUGUCAAAGAUAUGGAGAGUUUAUAUGCUGAUGAAUUACGUAAAAUGGUCGGGGAAUUAAUGUUACGAUUAGAAUCUGUACCUGUGACAAGAGGUUCAAGUAGUUUUCAAAAAUUUAAAAAAGUUAGUCGUUCACAAACUUCCGGUACAAAUUCACCAAGUUUAAAUUAUAAAGAGCAUAAUGAUGAAAUUAGUGAAACAAAUUUUAAGAAUAAAAUUGGCAUUCAAUUGAAUUUUUCCUUAGAGAUUGUUGUUGGUCAGGUGAAAAAUCUUAAACAUUUACCAACUAAUAAAAUGGUAUAUUGUACAAUGGAGGUUGAAGGUGGUCCAAGAUUACAAACAGAUUUAGCUGAAGCUGGAAAACCAACAUGGGGUACACAAGGUGAUUUUUCAACAAAUCAACCUCUUCCUACAGUUAAAGUUAAACUGUAUGCUGAAAGUUCAGGUCUUUUGUCACUUGACAGUGGUAAAGAAUUAGGACGUAUUAUUUUAAAUCCUACGUGUACAGGAAAUCGACAACCAGAAUGGUAUAAAUUACAAGUGGCAAAAAAUAUUCCCGAUGAUUUGAGCAUACAAUUGACACUAAGAAUGGAUAAACCAAAUAACCUGAAACAUUGUGGUUAUCUUUAUGCAUUGGGUAGAACAGCAUUUAGAAAGUGGAGACGACGUUAUGUCUGUUUAAUACAAGUCUCACAGUACACCUUUAUUAUGGCUUCCUAUAAAGAGCGUAAAUCAGAUCCAACUGAAGUUAUGCAAUUAGAAGGAUUCACAGUAGACUAUUGUGAUGUACAAAGUGAUUUAGCAUCUACUGGUGGAAAGUACUUUUUUAAUUUGGUUAAAGAAGGCGAUAGUGUUGUAUUUGCAACAGAUGAUGAAAAUGAACGUCAAUUAUGGAUACAGGCAAUUUAUCGGGCUACUGGUCAAACGCAUAAACCUGUUCCACCAUCGAAAGAUGCUACGGGGAGUAAUAACACUAAUCUUCAAAAUGUUAAUCUCUCUUCUGGGAAUAAAUCGUCAGCAGCAGCUAUUUCUGCAUCACUUUCUCGUGGUAAUGCUUCAGCUGUGGGAAACAGAGCACAAGGAGAUGUAGAUCGUGCUCGUAAACAUGGAUUAGAUGAAUUUGUCAGUAUUGAGCCAUGGAAGAUUAAUCAUGCAGAAUUAUUUGCUUUAUUGCAAUCGAAAUCAUUAGACUAUCGAAUGAAAGAUUCCUAUGUAUCACUUGGCUGGUUUAGUCCAAGUCAAAUGUUUAUUUUAGAUGAAUAUUGUGCACGUUAUGGUGUACGUGGUUGUCAUCGUCAUUUGUGUUAUUUAAAUGAUUUACUUGAUCGUGCUGAACAAGGCAUAAUUAUUGAUCCUGCUAUUAUUCAUUAUUCGUAUGCAUUCUGUUGUUGUCAUGUAUUUGGAAAUACACAAGACACAAAUAUUCGUACUGUUCUAGUUGAUGAACGUCAAAUGUUCAUGGAGAUACGUCAACGUCUUUAUGCUCUUUUAGAAAAACAGAUUACAGAGUUUCGAUAUUACUUUCCUUUUGGACGUCCAGAAGGUGCAUUGAAAUUGACUUUAGGUUUAUUAGAAAGAGUUUUAAUGAAGGAUACUGGUGCACCAGCAUCAGCUGAAGAAGUUCGUGAAGUGAUACGACGAUGUCUAGAACAAGCUGCAUUAGUAAACUAUGCUCGUAUAUCAGAAUAUGCAGCAAUUGAAAGUGGUCGUGAUACAAAUGCUGAACCUUCCCAAACAACUAGUAAGUUAAAAAAAUAUGCUAUGCCACCUUAUCAGUGAAACUUUGUUGGUUUCCUUUUCAGACUUAAUCUUAUGCUUGAUUUGUAAAAGAAAACCCUACCAUAGUCAUAAAAAUGUAAUUUCUCUUUCAUACCUUUGCAUUCCAAGUAAAACAAAGGGCUUCAAGCUCUGAGAUUUUAAUAUUCACUAACGUGGU
Molecule: messenger RNA, 3438 nt
Organism: Trichobilharzia szidati
Lineage: Eukaryota; Metazoa; Platyhelminthes; Trematoda; Strigeidida; Schistosomatidae
Source: the annotation of a GenBank genome assembly